Messenger RNA from Aspergillus candidus, 1455 nucleotides. RefSeq names its product transcription factor SPN1. The transcript has 4 exons. Bases 1 to 1455 code for a protein of 484 amino acids. Lineage: Eukaryota; Fungi; Ascomycota; Eurotiomycetes; Eurotiales; Aspergillaceae. The record is from RefSeq and is a predicted model, not a curated record. Gene Ontology annotation, biological process: poly(A)+ mRNA export from nucleus. Gene Ontology annotation, cellular component: nucleus.
AUGUCCGCUAGUCCCGAACCCAAGACGGUGCCGGAGACCGCGCCCGAAUCGGAGGAGCCCACCCAGGCCCCGACCCCUGGCGGCAAUGAUGAGCAGGACGACGAAGAGCACGAAGAGAAGGCAGCUGCAUCAGCGGAGCCUGCCUCCCCUCCCGCCGCGGCCGCCGAUAAGGAGGAUGUCGACGAAAAUGAGGAAGACGACAAUGACAAUGUCGAGUCCGACGACGAAUCCAUCAUCUCCGAAGUCGACGAAGCCCAGUUUGAGGAUUUCGACCUCGAGAACGUCGAUAUCGAGGACCGUCCGCAGCUCGCCAUCGACGAGGAUAAUUUGAAGCUGAUCGGUCGGCAUAAGCGGAAGCGCACGGACUCCGGUGGCGAGAGGUCGCAGCGGAAGCGCGAGGGCCGUCGCGAGAAGAAGACCCGACGGAUGAGGGAACUGGAGGAGGGCCCGACUAGUGACGGGGAGGGUAGGACUAGGCGCAAGGUUGAGCGGAAGAAGAAGGAGGUUGCGCCGGAGGAUGAUGAAACGCUGGAUCCUGCUACGCGUCGUCGUCGGGCUUUGGAUCGUGCGAUGGACGAAGCGUUGAAGAAGCCGACUAAGAGACGGGCCCGCAAGGCUGAUGGCAUUGAUUUGGAACAAAUGGCCGACGCGGAGAUUGAAGAUAUGCGCCGUCGCAUGACCAAUGCGGCGCAAAUGGACGCCGAAAACCGACGGGAGGGCAAGCCCGCCAUGCACAAGCUUAAGAUGCUGCCCGAGGUGGUGUCGCUGUUGAAUCGCAACCAGUAUGUCAACAGUCUGGUCGAUCCGGAAAUCAACCUGUUGGAAGCCGUGAAAUUCUUUUUGGAACCGCUGGAUGACGGAUCGCUGCCGGCCUACAAUAUCCAGCGGGAUCUGAUCGGUGCGCUGGGCCGCCUUCCGAUCAACAAGGAGGCUCUCAUCGCUAGUGGGAUUGGCAAGGUUAUCGUUUUCUACACGCGCAGCAAGCGCCCCGAGCCGGGCAUCAAGCGCCAGGCGGAGCGUCUCCUAGCUGAAUGGACUCGCCCGAUUCUCCAGCGGAGCGAUGACUACUCGAAGCGGGUGUACCAGGAGGCCGCUUUUGAUCCUACGUAUAAAACUCACCUCCCGGACCCAAUCGGCGCAGGCGACGGCUGCCGAAGCGCGUGCGCGCGAACUGCUCCCCCCGCGUCUGGCCAACCGUGCGCGGGCCGACAUCACGCACACCAGUUACACGGUGGUGCCGCGACCGACAAUGGUACAGGAAAGCAAGUUUGCGCGACCUCUGGGCGCCAGCGGAGAGGAUCGAUUCCGGAAGAUGCGGGCGCGCCAAAUUGCGGCGUCCAAGAACAGUCGGCAGAGGUAGAGAUCGGAUUGGAGAUUGUGUCAUUAGAAAUCUUGGUGUCGUGGAGGGGGCGUUCUGGCGUGUCUUUUCAAACAUGGAUCGUAACUGUGCAAUGA